AUGUGGGCAGUUCUACUCCUCGCGCUCCCAGCCGCCGCGCAAUUGUCUGGCGCUGUCGGUCCGACAACUUCUUACUCCUCGAAGGCUACUUAUAAAGUCUGCAACAUCGUCGACUACGGUGGCUUCCCCAACAAUGGCACGGAUAUCGGGCCGGCCCUGUCAUCAGCCUGGGGUGACUGCGCCAAGGGUGGACUGGUGUACAUCCCAGCUGGCAACUUCUCCAUGGCGACUUUUCCACUGCUCAAAGAUGGCAUCUCGUCGGCCGUGCAACUAGACGGGGUAGUCCAUCGCACCGGGGCCGCAGGCAGUACGAUGUUUGCCUUCCGCAACUGCAAGGACUUUGAAUUCUUCUCGGGCAAUUCCCGAGGCGCUAUCCAGGGCAAUGGUAACGAGUACCUGGCCCAGGAUGAGUACGGUCCGCGUCUGAUGCGCUUCAAGGAGAUGAGUAACUUCUCUGUUCAUGGUUUCGCACUCGUCGAUUCGCCUUCCUACUAUCUCACACUGGACACGGUCAGCAACGGCGAGAUCUACAACAUCAUCAUGCGUGGGCCUACCAUUCUUGGAGGCACUGACGCAAUUGAUGUUUGGGGAGAGAACAUGUGGAUUCACGAUGUCGAGGCGACCAACGGGGAUGAAUGCGUGACGGUCAAGAACCCCUCGUCCAACUUUCUGAUUGAGAGCAUUUAUUGCAACCUUAGCGGGGGAAUGGCGAUUGGCUCCCUAUCCACAGGGACCGACAUUCACGAUAUCUAUUAUCGUCAUAUCUAUGCCAACGAUGCGGAUCCAUGCUUUAUCAAGUACAACGGUGGUAGUGGCACGGUCAGGAAUAUCAUUUGGGACACGAUCACAGUCCGCGGAGGCGUCUAUCCGUUGUCCAUCGAUUCUAGCUGGGGUUCAGCUCACGAUGGAGCUGGCGUGGAAGUCACCAACCUCACCUUCAAGAACUGGCAUGGAUACAGCCAGGACAAUGCGCGUCCUGCCAUUCGACUGCAGUGUGGAUCCGAGGUACCUUGCACGGAUAUCAGUCUCGAGAAUGUCAAUUUGUUCAGCGAAGAUGACUAUGUAGUCUACAAAUGCGAGAACGCCUAUGGCAAGGGGGCGUGCAUGGAUGGAACGACUCCUACCAGUGCUGCAACAGGCUAUACCGCACACCAAACGGUGACAUCUAUGGGCUAUUUCACAGUCUGGAUGGCAGAUGACAUUACCACCCAGAUGCUGGCCAAUACGUCAUAUACCAUUCCUCCUAUGCCAACAAGCUUCUAUCCUGGCCAAUCUCCAUACUCUACCCUUUUGCACCUCAGCGGGCCCGGUGGUAUUGAAGGAGCAAGCUCUUCUGUGCACGCAUCUAUGAGGAAAAAGGGAGGAGACUAUACUAUUGCUAUUCUACCCAAAGGAUUCCACUGCCGGUACAGAUUCAACUGCGUUAUUCGAUCAUAAAUGCCCCCAAUGGAUGAAAUCUGCUUGUAAUAAAGGCAUUCACUGCGUCGAACCAUAGGCAUAACCGACACCACCUACGAGAUCCCUGCCUAUAUCAAGUUAUGUCAAUGAAAAGAAAACAUACACAAACUAACAGGGGCUACUGAUUUUGAUAUACACAUAUUCCCUCAUCCAUGCCCACCAAGC
Aspergillus homomorphus CBS 101889 is the source of this 1623-nucleotide messenger RNA. Its product is annotated as rhamnogalacturonase A precursor. NCBI's taxonomy places the organism in Eukaryota, Fungi, Ascomycota, Eurotiomycetes, Eurotiales, Aspergillaceae. Gene Ontology annotation, biological process: carbohydrate metabolic process. The transcript has 4 exons. The record is from RefSeq and is a predicted model, not a curated record. Gene Ontology annotation, molecular function: polygalacturonase activity. The coding region runs from base 1 to 1437 and encodes 478 amino acids.